AGCACCCGCAUUUGGGAACUAGAGUGUCUGGCUUCACAAUUUCCUUAUCUCUCUUCCUUAAUUCUCUUCCCCAUUUCAGGUGAACUGUGGCUUCUGACCACCCACUGUUGGUGGGGUGGGGUUAAAAGUUGAGAUGGGGCAAGAAGUUCCCAUGGAGAGUUCUGACAGAUGCAUUUCCCUGAACAGUGCUCUCAUGAGUAUCUGCUGCCUAGAGUUCUCCUGGCUGGGCAUGGCUACAUCCCAGGCUUUUUGUUUUCAAAGCCAUAGCCCAUGGUUUCUUAUAUCUCCUACCAGUGGUGACUGGUCCAUUGUCCCUUUAGAUAGUUUCUUUGGGCUUAACCUUUGUGUAUGUGCAUGUGCGCAUGUGGGAAUUGAAGUCUUUGAUGAAGAGAUUGACUUUUGAUGCAGCUUUUUAGAAUUAUUUGAUUUGUAUGAGUGUCUUGCCUGCAUGCAUGUAUGUGCAUCAUAUGUGUGCCCUGUGCCAGUGGAGCUCGGGAGCCAUUGGAUCCCUGGAACUGGAGUCACAGAUGGUUGGGAGUCACUGUGUGGGUGCUGGGAACAGAUGAGUCUUCUGUACGAGCAACAAAGUCUCUUCAUUGCUGAGCCAUCUCUCCUGCACUGGCUAUUGGCUUCUCAGAGCAUUGCAUCAGCAGCUCAAGUGGUGAGAUUACUCCCCUGUACUCAGUUUCUCUUCCACAUUGCCCUUCGGGUCUCCUUGAUGAACCCUUCUAGAAGGUGUUUUCCUACAGGAAGCUGCUGUGUGUGUCCAUCCAUUUUGGAAACAGUAUGGUGGGGACUAACUGUCUCAAAAGGAGCCAGCUUCAUACGCAUCAGCCUUGAUGUCAGAUCCUUAGCACAACCCACAGCGCUGUUCAGUAGCCCCAUGUUCUUCUCCCGCUGCAGCUUCAUCAGACCCUCCUGACCUUCCUAUGCCCCAGCUCACUCCUGCUCCCAUGAGAAGAGUGUUCUUCUCCCUCCCCGUUCGUCUGUCCAUCCAGCCUCCUGGCAUCUCAGAUGAGCAGCACUGCUGUAGAUGCCGCUAACCAGUCCCCAGCUGGUAGGAUGGCUGACCUGCUUUUCUGCGAGCCAACAGAACUCUAUAACAUCUUGAAUCAGGUCUCCAAGCUGUCCAGAUUGGCUGAGCCCAACUACCUCUGUUUACUGGAUGUCCGAUCAAAACGACAGUAUGACGAGAGCCAUGUGAUCACUGCCCUCAGAGUGAAGAAGCGAGAUCAUCAGUACCUCAUCCCGGAGUCCGUAGACCUGGAGUGUGUGAGAUACUGCAUCGUGUACGACAGCAACACCAGUUCCCUGGAGCUGUGCAUACGGCGGCAGCUGGAGGAGGAGGAAGAGGAGGAGGAGGUAGAAAGAGAGGACAAGGAGGAGGACACUGAACUCCUACCUGGACCUGCUGUGGAAUUUGGACAAAUCCUCAUUCACUUUACCCGCCAACCUGUCUAUGUCCUCAGAGGGGGCUAUGAAUGCUUCUCUGGCAUGUACCACUUCUUCCGGACUCAGAAGAUCAUCUGGAUGCCCCAGGAACUGGAUGCCUUCCAGCCAUACCCAGUUGAGAUACUUCCAGGCAGAGUCUACCUGGGCAAAAUCAGUCAAGCCUGCAAUGCUAAGAUGCACAAGGACUUGAAAAUUAAAGCACAUGUCAAUAUUUCCAUGGAGACAACACCCUAUUUUAUAGGCAAUGCAGACAAGCUCUUACAUAUCAAGCUUGAGGAUUCUCCAGACACCUUGCUUUUUGACUAUUUCCGCCACAUCUGUCACUUUAUAGAACUUCACCUCAGGCUCCACUCUGUCGUUCUGGUCUUUUCCACCCGGGGCAUCAGCCGCAGCGUUGCUGCUGUGGUGGCCUUACUCAUGCAUUAUAAUGAGGAGACGCUGAAGAGGUCCUGGGCCCAAGUGAAGAAAUGCAAAACCAACAUGCGUCCGAAUCGGGCCUUCGUGGCUCAGCUGCUGGAGUGGGAGAAAGUCCUCCAUGGGGAAUAUCUCACAGACAUCUCCGAGCCUAUCUACUGACCUUUGCCUGGAACGCAGCUAUGGUCACUGAGGAGUCUUGGUUGGGACUUUGGGGGACUGGGGAGCUGGGUUUGCACUUGGAGUGGUCCUGGAGAAGACCUUUGCUGCCUGGAGGUUCAUAUCUGCAUCUUAAGGCUGGUUCUGUUGUUGUUGUUUUUCUCCAAUACUGAGGAUUGAAGCUAGA
This is a messenger RNA of Mus musculus (house mouse), 2212 nucleotides long. It is a transcript of the gene Styxl1, whose product is annotated as serine/threonine/tyrosine interacting-like 1. The transcript is spliced from 9 exons. Bases 1015 to 2028 code for a protein of 337 amino acids. NCBI's taxonomy places the organism in Eukaryota, Metazoa, Chordata, Mammalia, Rodentia, Muridae. The record is from RefSeq and is a predicted model, not a curated record.